Messenger RNA from Photinus pyralis (common eastern firefly), 609 nucleotides. RefSeq lists its product as uncharacterized. Gene Ontology annotation, biological process: DNA integration. The record is from RefSeq and is a predicted model, not a curated record. The coding region runs from base 1 to 609 and encodes 202 amino acids. NCBI's taxonomy places the organism in Eukaryota, Metazoa, Arthropoda, Insecta, Coleoptera, Lampyridae. The transcript has a single exon. Gene Ontology annotation, molecular function: nucleic acid binding.
AUGGACCGAAGCCAUCCCUAUCGUCAACAUCUAAUCAGAAACAGUGGCGCAAGAAUUGGUAAACCACUGGAUCGCCCGUUUUGGUGUACCCUUCAAGUAACGACCGACCAAGGACGCCAAUUCGAAGCCGCCCUAUUCCAAAGUUUGUCCAAACUAAUUGGUUUCAAGCGGAUCCGGACGACGGCAUACCAUCCACAGGCAAACGGAAUGGUAGAGCGUUUUCACAGACAACUCAAAACUGCCCACCGUUGCCACGCCAAGACCCGAUGGAUGCAAGCCCUACCGAUCGCCCUACUUGGGAUACGUAACGCCUGGAAAGAAUAUAUCCAAGCCACCGUAGCCGAAAUGGUAUACGGGCAGGUAUUAAAACUUCCCGGUGAACUCUUCGAGAAGCAGACGACCGAACCUAACAUAGGACCCGAGACCUUCGUCACGCAGCUACGACAACACAUCCAAGAGUUACGACCAACGCAAGCAUCGAAUCACGACACCAGACGACGAAUGUUCACACCCAAACACUUCGAUACCGUCACCCAAGUCUACAUACGAAUAGACGCAGCCCAACGACCGUUGCGCCCGCUGUACGAAGCACCAUAUCCGGGUAUUUAG